Vicia villosa (hairy vetch) is the source of this 507-nucleotide messenger RNA. RefSeq lists its product as uncharacterized. The record is from RefSeq and is a predicted model, not a curated record. The transcript has a single exon. Lineage: Eukaryota; Viridiplantae; Streptophyta; Magnoliopsida; Fabales; Fabaceae. The coding region runs from base 1 to 507 and encodes 168 amino acids.
AUGGAUAGUAAUCAAAGUGUGUGUUGGCAGGGACUGAUGAAACAUAAUCUAGCACGGCCAAGAGCAAGAAUUACCUUAUGGCUGCUUUGCCAUGGUCAUUUAGCUACAAAGGAGAGGCUUUGUAGAUUUGGUAUUAUUGGAGAUUCGAUGUGCAGUAUGUGUGGUCAAGAGGAAGAAAAUGCAGAUCAUGUGUUCUUCUCUUGUGUUAAAACUGCUGGCAUUUGGGCUGGAGUUAUGCAUUGGCUUGGUACUUGUCAUCAGGUUCAUGUUUGGAGUAAAGAUAUACAAUGGAUCCUUGCUCAUACUAAGGGUAAAGGAUGGAGGGCUUGGUUAUUCCAAUUGGUGGUGACUGAGACUGUACAUGAAGUAUGGUUGUAUAGGAAUGCAACUGUUUUUAGUAAAGAAAAUUAUAGUAAGAAUAUCUUAGAAAAAAUUAUUGAUAAUAUUGUGUAUAGAGGGUGGAAAAAUAGGAAAAUUGGUAUGCAUAUAGCCAAUUUAAUGCUAUAG